CUUCGGCGUUGACUUAGGUCAAAGAAAAUACCGCCUACACGAUUCACUCUCAAUCGACCCUCAAUUUCUUUACCUCUUCUGCAUCCACUCACCUCUGGUGCUUCCUCCACGCCGUCGACCGCUGACCUCCGGCGUUCCAUCACACCUUCCUCAUCUGAUUCUGAGUUAAAAUCUCUGCUUCUAAGAAAGCAAGAAAGAAGGAGAAAACAUGUUGGACAUAAAUCUAUUUAGGGAGGAAAAGGGCAACAACCCAGAAAUUAUACGUGAGUCUCAACGCCGCAGGUUUGCAAAUGUAGAGAUUGUUGAUGAAAUUAUUCAUCUUGACAAGGAGUGGCGACAACGUCAGUUUGAGCUUGAACAGCUGCGCAAAGACUUUAACAGGAUUAACAAAGAAGUGGCUAAACUUAGAAUUGCUGGGGAAGAUGCCAGUUCCAUGAUAAAAAAUACAGAGGAAAACAAGGACUCAACUGCAAAAAAAGAUGCAGAGGUUCAGGAAGCCCGUGCAGCAUUAUAUUCAAAAUUGGAGGUGGUUGGGAAUCUUGUGCAUGAUUCUGUUCCUGUUAGCAAUGAUGAGGCAAAUAAUGCUGUUGUCCGCACUUGGGGGGAGAAAAGAACGGAGCCAAAACUAAAAAAUCAUGUUGAGCUUGUGGAACUUCUUGGAAUUGCAGAUCUGAAAAGAGGUGCUAAUGUAGCUGGUGGUAGAGGAUUUUAUUUGAAAGGAGAUGGUGUGCGUCUAAAUCAAGCUCUUAUAAACUUUGGUCUUGAUUUUCUGGAGAAAAGGGGCUUCACAUCAUUGCAAACUCCAUUCUUUAUGAGGAAAGAUAUAAUGGGAAAGUGUGCUCAAUUAGCCCAAUUCGAUGAAGAACUUUACAAGGUAACAGGUGAGGGAGAUGACAAGUAUCUGAUUGCUACUGCUGAACAACCACUUUGUGCUUAUCACAUAGAUGACUGGAUUCAUCCAACACAGCUACCACUAAGAUAUGCUGGAUAUUCAUCUUGCUUCCGGAAAGAAGCUGGAUCACAUGGUCGUGACACUCUUGGAAUCUUCCGUGUUCAUCAGUUUGAGAAAGUUGAACAGUUUUGUAUCACCAGUCCAAAUGGCAAUGACUCAUGGGACAUGCAUGAGGAGAUGAUAAAAAACUCUGAGGAGUUUUACCAAAUGUUGAAAUUGCCGUAUCAUAUAGUCUCUAUAGUCUCUGGUGCAUUAAACGAUGCUGCAGCAAAGAAGUAUGACUUGGAAGCAUGGUUUCCUGCAUCCAGCACUUACAGAGAACUUGUGUCUUGUUCAAAUUGCACUGAUUACCAGUCGAGAAAGUUGGAGAUCAGAUUUGGGCAGAAAAAGAGCAAUGAACAAACAAAACAAUACUGCCAUUUAUUGAAUUCCACACUCACAGCAACAGAGAGGACUAUGUGUUGCAUUCUUGAGAAUUACCAGAGGGAAGAUGGUGUUGAAGUCCCUCAAGUGCUACAGCCAUUCAUGGGUGGGAAGACGUUCAUCCCUUUCCAAGCUCCUCCUGCUGCUAAAGAAACCAAAGGGAAAAAAUCAAAACCAUAGUUGCUGCUUCAACAAAUACUUAAGUUAUCAACAGCUUAAUCAAUUUUAACAGUGAAGACUUUGUUUUCUUUAUUUAUAGUUUCUUAUUGUCUAUUAUAAUUGAUUUUUUUCAUCUUGAUUAACCUCAUUUAUUUUUCAAUCAUUAUGGUACAAUCAGGUGUUAAUGUUCACCUUAUACAAAAGACAGUUAAACAA
Messenger RNA from Lactuca sativa (garden lettuce), 1750 nucleotides. Its product is annotated as serine--tRNA ligase. Gene Ontology annotation, molecular function: ATP binding; serine-tRNA ligase activity. Gene Ontology annotation, biological process: seryl-tRNA aminoacylation. The record is from RefSeq and is a predicted model, not a curated record. NCBI's taxonomy places the organism in Eukaryota, Viridiplantae, Streptophyta, Magnoliopsida, Asterales, Asteraceae.